Messenger RNA from Adineta steineri, 2943 nucleotides. The record is from the annotation of a GenBank genome assembly. Lineage: Eukaryota; Metazoa; Rotifera; Eurotatoria; Adinetida; Adinetidae.
AUGGAUCGGCGUGUUUUAUGCGAUAGUUUAAUAAAAUGGAUGAAAACAUUAAAUUUAAAUCGAACAAUAAAUGGAGCUGGUGAUCUGUCAGAUGGAGUACUUAUUGGGCUAUGUUUGAAGAAUAUUGAUGCAAAUCAUUUUAAUGAUGCUUGGAUACAGAAAAUUCGUACUGAUGCUGGAGAUAAUUAUCGAAUAAAAGCUAACAAUCUCAAAAAAGUUCUCAAAAAUAUAACUGAUUAUUAUUCUGAAAUACUUGGUCAAACUCUUGUUGAUUUUCAAAUGCCCGAUUUAAAUAUGAUCGCUGAAAAUAUUGAUGAAACUGAGCUUAGUCGACUUUUACAACUUGUUCUUGGUUGUGCUGUUAGUUGUGAUCGAAAACAAUUUUAUAUCGAACAUAUUAUGUCAAUGGAAGAAUCUGUUCAGCAUGUUCUUAUGAAUGCUAUUCAAGAAUUAAUGGUUAAAGAAAAUCGAAAAAAUAAUGAAGAAUAUUCCGAAUUAGGAGAUCAAUUGAAACAUGCAUUAGCAGAACUUAAUCGAGUUGUUGAAGCAAAAGAAGAAAUUGAAAAUCGUUGUCGUGAACUUGAUCUACAGAUCUCUACACUUCAAGAUGAAAAAUUAAGUCUAAUACAAGAAACAACACAAUUAAAUGAACGUAUACAACAAAUUGAGAAUUCCGAAGAUUCCGAUUCUGUUGCAAAAAGUCGUUAUAAAACUUUACAACAACGAAUUCAAUCUCAACAAGAAGAAAUAUUCAAACUUGAAACAGGUUUACAAGAUUAUAAAGCAAAAUGCGAUGAUUUACGUGAAGAUAAUGAAAAUCUUCUUAAAAGAAAUGAUGAUUUAAUGGUACUAGCAGGUGAUGCACGAAAUUUUAAAGAUGAAUUAGAUAUUCUUCGAAAUAAAUGUGAAAAAUUGACGAAAUUAGAAUCAACAAUUGAUACAUAUAAAAUAAAAUUAGAAGAAAUGUCUGAUCUUCGACAGCAAAUAAAAUAUUUAGAAGAAACAAAUUUACGUUUAUUUGAUGAAAAAUCUAAUAUCGAACAAGAAUAUAAACAAGCAAAAUUAUUACAAACACAAGUUGAAUUUCAUAAACGAACAAAUCAAGAAUUAUAUCAAAAAAUAAGUGAAUUACAACGUUUAGCUGAUAAAGCUGAAUUUGAAAGAAAUCGAAGUGAAGAAAAACUAAAUGUUAUUAAUGCUGAAAAAUUAAAUUUAAUAAAUGAAAUCGAAUUAUUAAAAGAAACAAAUGAACAAUUACAAGCUGUUAAUUUAGAUGAAGUUACUGGUGAUAUUAAUUUAAAAGAUCAAUUCACUGGAUCACUUGAAGAUCUCAAUUUUUUUAAUCUACCAGCUGAUGUUAGAGAACGUUUUAUUCGUUUACAACAUGAAAAUAAAAUGUUAAAAUUACGUCAAACAGAAGAGAAUAAUAACGAACAAAUUUUAAUUCUUCAAGCUAAUUGCGAACAACUCAAAGAUCAAAAUAAUCAUUUAACAAAUGAUCUCUGGAUGUCAAAUCAAAAAAUUCUUGAAUUAGAAGCUACACUUAAAGAUACAACAUCAUUAGCAGAAAAUACAAGUGAAAUAGCUGAUCUUAAAAAAUCUCUUAAUCGAUCUAUGGCACGUUAUGAUGAAGAAUCAACACGAACAAAAAGUCAAAUUGAUGAAUUACAAAAACGAUUAGAUAUUUCUGAAAAACAAUUAAUUGAAAAAGAUACAAUUAUAUCAACAAAAACAUCAGAAAUUAAUGCAAUGGAAGAACGUUAUGUUCAAUAUUUAGAAAAAGCAAAAAUGAUCUUACGUCAAAUGGAUCCACGUAAUACAAAUUCAAUAAGUAAUCAAGAAAUACAACUGUUACGUAAACAAAUCGAUGAAAAAGAUCGAAAAUUAAAAGAACUUGAUAAAGAAUAUGAAAAAAUGAAAGCAAUUAAAGAAGAUCAAGAAAAAUUAUUAAUUAGUGCAUGGUAUUCAUUGGGUAGUACAUUUCAACGACGUGAAUUUGAAGAACGUUUAAAAUCUCAUGAAAAUCAAUCAUUUCUAUCUAAACAACGUAAUAUACCAUCAACACGUAAACAAUUACCAACUGAUCCGUCCAAUUCAUCAUUAAAUGGAAUGUUAAAAUUUACUCUAUAUAAUCAUGUUAAGUAUAUACGUUGUAGUCAUGUUAUUUUACAGCGUUUACUUUCGACACAAUCAUUACCAUCGAAAGUAAAUCAGUCAGCAGCUUCACCUGUUGGCACAGGUUUAAGCACAGUAGAACCAUCAAAUAAUCUUCCAAUUCUUUAUAUACCAAGUUUAAUGUCACGUAUUAAAAUGAAACUUGGUUUACAAGGAGAAUUACGUGAACCACAAAAUGUUUUGUAUCAAGCAUCAGCCAUAUCAUAUUAUAUGAUCGGUUCAUCAGUUGAUUAUGAUGCAAUACAACGUGAACUUGAUAUGCCAGAUGUUUUUGCAUCAUUUGGAAGAAUUGUAUUUUUACAUAUUUGGUUUUUACUUGUUCGUUAUAUUCAAUUAGGUCCUACUGGUUUAUUUCUUCGUCGUCAAUUAGCUCGUACAAUGUGGACAGAUCUUGAUUUACGUGCUCAACAGAUUCUACCUGGUCAAGCAAAACAACGUCGUCAACAAUUUGCUGAAUUACGUUCGGAAAUGAAUGCAUUUAUGUUAGCAUUUGAUGAAGGUCUUGUUGAUGAUGAUACGGUAUUAGCUGCUGCUGUAUGGAGACAUUUUUGUCAUUUUCAACCAACUCCACUUGAUCGUCUUGUUAAAAUGGUAACUUAUAUAAGAAAAAAUAUUCGACAUUUAGAACAAUUACCUGAUGAAAAUUUUAUGAAAAAUGGUUAUGUCUAUUUUUUACCAUUAAAUGGUGAUACUGUUGAUACAAAAUUUGUUAAUCAACAUUAUCUAGAUUUUAAAAAUAAAGCUGAAGGAAAUAUUCGAAAACAAUAG